Messenger RNA from Alternaria incomplexa, 1377 nucleotides. RefSeq lists its product as uncharacterized. Lineage: Eukaryota; Fungi; Ascomycota; Dothideomycetes; Pleosporales; Pleosporaceae. Gene Ontology annotation, biological process: Mo-molybdopterin cofactor biosynthetic process. The transcript has 2 exons. The coding region runs from base 1 to 1377 and encodes 458 amino acids. The record is from RefSeq and is a predicted model, not a curated record. Gene Ontology annotation, molecular function: cyclic pyranopterin monophosphate synthase activity; metal ion binding; 4 iron, 4 sulfur cluster binding.
AUGGCGCAAAUGGCUAGGAUACGGGCGGGUCCGGCCGCGCUGCGACGAGCGGCUGGUGGCAAUCAGAUGUCACGUCCGCUUUCACGACCGCUUGCACACCCGACCACGCGACUGUCGAUAGGCGCAUUACGGUCAAGAUGCAUUGCGACGAAUGCUGCGAUCCAGGAACCUGAUGUGGAUUUCCCCGCGGGUGUGCCUCCAGUUUCGGUGCCGGCGUCGUCGAAGGUGGAUGAGCGGAGGAAGGCGAUUAAGAACGCGAAACCUUUUUCUGAUUUCUUGACGGAUACGUUCAAUCGGCAGCAUGACUACCUCCGGAUCAGUAUUACCGAGCGCUGCAACCUGCGGUGUCUGUACUGCAUGCCAGAGGAGGGCAUACCGCUAUCACCCCCCGCCAACAUGCUCACCACGCCCGAGAUCUUCUACCUCUCCUCCCUCUUCGUCUCGCAAGGCGUGACCAAGAUCCGGCUCACAGGCGGCGAGCCCACGGUCCGCCGCGACAUCGUCCCGCUCAUGCAGCAAAUCGGCAGUCUGCGCCCGCGCGGCCUCCGCGAACUCGCCCUCACAACCAACGGCAUCUCGCUGCACCGCAAACUAGAUGCCAUGGUGGAAGCUGGUCUAACCGGCGUCAACCUCAGUCUCGACACUUUAGACCCGUUCCAGUUCCAGAUCAUGACCCGCCGGAAAGGCUUCGACGCCGUCAUGCGGUCAAUUGACCGUAUACUCGAAAUGAACAAACUCGGCGCGAAUGUUAAGCUAAAGGUUAACUGCGUCGUCAUGCGCGGUCUCAACGAGCGCGAAAUCCUCCCUUUUGUCGAAAUGGGCCGCGAGAAAGACAUCGAAGUGCGUUUCAUCGAGUACAUGCCCUUCGGCGGAAAUAAAUGGAGCGAGAACAAGAUGAUCAGUUUCCAGGAGAUGCUAGACAUCAUCCGUACGAAAUACCCUGGCCUAAGACCCGUCCCUGGACACAAAAACGACACGAGCAAAACAUACGAAGUACCUGGCUUCGUGGGCAAAGUCGGCUUUAUCACGAGUAUGACGAACGAUUUCUGCGGGUCCUGUAAUAGGCUUCGCAUUACGAGUGACGGGAAUCUCAAAGUCUGUCUUCAUGGUAAUGCGGAGGUGAGCUUGAGAGACGUGCUUAGACAGGGUAAUAAUGGCGAGCCUAUUGACCAGGAAGCGUUUGAGCGUAUCAGGCAGAUCGAGAUGGACCGGCACGAGGGCCGGCUGAGCGACGAAACGGUGCUGGGCUGGGGCCAACGCGAGCGCGAACUUCUCGAUGUUGUUGGAGCUGCUGUCAAGCGGAAAGCGGAGAAGCACGCUGAUUUGGACGACCUUGCCAAUAUGGAGAAUAGGCCUAUGAUUUUAAUUGGUGGGUGA